Lactuca virosa is the source of this 852-nucleotide messenger RNA. The record is from the annotation of a GenBank genome assembly. Lineage: Eukaryota; Viridiplantae; Streptophyta; Magnoliopsida; Asterales; Asteraceae.
AUGGGUUAUCAACCUACUCUAACCAAGAUAAGCGAAUUCAAGAAGUCCAGUCUUCCAAGUUUAUGGAAUUUUCUUUUUGGGAUUUACCUUCGAUGCCUCACAGGUCGGAGUGUUGGUUUGGACAAAGCACACAUGGAGGUGUAUGCUAUGGUCGCAGGCAUUUACUAUGAUCUGCCUGUUGACUAUGCGACUCAUAUGUGGAAAGAAUUUUUGAAGAGUAUUGAAAACACGAAUGCAGUAGAUGGGGUUUCAUGUGCAAGGUAUUGGAGUCUAAUUCUUCAAUAUGCUUAUGAAAAGGAAAGUAUUUUGGUGCCUGCUGAUGAGCCUAAAGCAGAAUUCUUGAAGUAUCAUUAUCCAAAGACGAUUGAAGAUGAUGUGAGUAUUUUUCCUACAGUUGCUAGGAUUUCGGAUGGGAUGCUCAAGAAGGUUGAUCCUUCGAAUCCAGUGUUGGAGGCUUAUUUUCUCACUAUAAAUACAAAUGACGGUACUGGUGUGUUGUUGGCAAAACGUGAUGAAGAUUCUUCGAAGAAAUCUCGAAAACAAAAGACAGCUGCUGCUGUUCCUGAAGAAAAAGUUGAUCAAUCACCCAAGAAAAAGGCUGGAGUAGUGAUUAAAGUUUCAAAAAAGUCAGAGAAACAUGUUGAGCCUGAAACUGAUGAAUUUUCAAAGGAAAUUGUUCCUUUGAAAAUUGGGGUAUUCAAGCGUCUUAAAAAGAAAGCUCAUAGAUCACGAAAGUCUCCUAAAAGAUCUUCUAGUUUUUCUCCUUCUAUGGUUCGAAAUACACAUGUUACACGGAAAGGUCUUGUUCUUCGUGAUGUUCCUAUUCCUGUUUCUCCAUCCUCCAAGAAGUGA